AUGGAGAACUUCAUUCUGUAUGAGGAGAUCGGAAGAGGAAGUAAGACAGUUGUUUAUAAAGGACGAAGAAAGGGGACAAUUAAUUUUGUUGCCGUUCUUUGCACUGAUAAAUGCAAAAGAGCUGAAAUAACAAACUGGGUUCGUCUGACUCAUGAAAUCAGACACAAGAAUAUAGUGACAUUUCACGAGUGGUAUGAAACAAGCAACCAUCUCUGGCUUGUAGUGGAAUUAUGCACAGGUGGUUCUCUAGAGUCUGUUAUUGCCCAAGAUGAACAUCUACCUGAAGAUGUAGUGAGAGAAUUUGGUGUUGAUUUGAUUACUGGUUUAUACCAUAUUCAUAAGCUUGGAAUUAUCUUUUGUGAACUGACACCUGGAAAGAUUCUGCUGGAAGGGCCUGGCACUUUGAAAUUCAGUAAUUUUUGCUUGGCUAAAGUGGAUGGUGAAAAUUUGGAAGAAUUUUUUGCUUUAGUUGGAUCUGAAGAAGCCGAAGGAGAUGUUGGUGAAAGCACUCCACAAAGAUACCUGAAAAAUAGAUUUCGAGGCUCUACGUUAUACACAGCUCCAGAAGCAAUAAAGGGAAAAGACUUCUCCAAAGGCAGUGAUCUGUGGUCCUUGGGAUGUUUACUUUAUGAAAUGUUCUCAGGAAGACCACCAUUCUUCUCAGAUAGCUUUUCUGAAUUAAUUGAAAAGAUUUUAUAUGAAGAUCCAUUGCCACCUAGACCACAGGGUUCUGCUUUUCAGAAACCUUCUGCUGAGUUCAUGAGUUUGCUUGAUGGGUUGCUUCAAAAAGAUCCUCAGAAAAGGCUGAAUUGGACAGACCUGUUGCAGCACCCAUUCUGGAAAGGAUCCCUUAGCCAUUGUGGUGGUGAUUCUGCAGACAGCCAGGGCACAAGGUCAAGUAGUGAAGACACAGAGUCAUCAGUGUCUUGGAGUGCCAAAGAGCCAGUGGAUACUCGUAAAAAUUUAGAUAACCUGUCAUCCUCAAGGGAAGACUAUAAGCUACCAAGCAAUUCUUUCAAAAUAGAAACUCAGGCUGAAUUGCGCCCCAAAAGUGCAGUUGAUGGUGAAUCAAAUGAAUCCAUAUUUCUUCUCAGUUCUCGUCCCACACCUAGAACUAGUACUGCAGUAGAAGUAAGUGAUUCUACUACUGCCCCAAUCCAAAAUUCUCCACAAAGAGAUUCAUGCUUUGAAAAGGCUAAAAAUAUGUGCUCAAGUCAGCAGGAUAUGGAGUCAACAUUGAAAGAGCUCAUUUACACUGAGUCUGAUCUUAUCAUAACACCAAUCAUUGAUAAUCCAAAGAUAAUGAAGCAAGUACCAGUUAGACUGGACUUGAAAACUUUACAUAUACCAACAUAUUCAGCUGAGAAGCUAUCAUCUAUGAAAGACAUGGACUGGAAUGACUUCUUGCAACGAGUAUGUUCACUGCUUGAUUCCACCGAGAAGAAUACAGGAGCAGCACGUUCUAAACUGAACUUACUGUACUAUCUGUCUACUGUGGCUGUCCACAAGGAAAAUGCAAGCAGGCUAAUUAGCUCUCAGCUGUUUCCUAUAUUGAUACAGCAGCUGCGUGCAGCCGCCAACUGGGAUAUACGUGCCAAAGUUGCUCGAGUGAUUGGUUUACUGGCAUUACACACAUCUGAACUUGGAGAAAAUGUACCUGUUUCUGAGGCAAUUAUACUUUUAACUGAACUCAUCAGAGAGAACUUCAGAAAUAGCAAAUUGAAACAAUGCCUUCUACCAGCACUUGGGGAGCUUCUUUACCUCGUAGCCAGAGAGGAGGAAAAAAGGGAGCACCCCAGAGAAUGCUGGGUUGUUCCCUCGGCUGCUUACACUGUGCUAAUGAGGUGUCUUCGGGAAGGG
This is a messenger RNA of Haliaeetus leucocephalus (bald eagle), 1860 nucleotides long. RefSeq names its product serine/threonine-protein kinase ULK4-like. The transcript is spliced from 18 exons. The record is from RefSeq and is a predicted model, not a curated record. The annotation marks the transcript as partial. Gene Ontology annotation, biological process: protein phosphorylation. Lineage: Eukaryota; Metazoa; Chordata; Aves; Accipitriformes; Accipitridae. Gene Ontology annotation, molecular function: protein kinase activity; ATP binding.